AUGACUUCCUCCCACGGUUCAUUGGUAUUUCCUCGCAAGCUGGUUGAGAAAUACACGCGGAAGCCACACGGAAUACAAGUGAGUCAACGGGCCCAACACCUAUUGGGUCAACGAAACAAUACAACCACCAUUGAUUUCAUAAACCUUCUUCAUAUUUGUGCCUCCGAUUCACCGAAUCCGGUGUUGGUUCCAAAAGAACUAGAUCUUAAAGGCAUGAAGAACUACGGUGUAUUGUCUAGAGCUAUGAAGAUCUCUCUUGAAGCAAAGAACAAACGUGGUUUUUUUAUAGAACCCGUGAAAAACUAG
Messenger RNA from Dovyalis caffra, 306 nucleotides. NCBI's taxonomy places the organism in Eukaryota, Viridiplantae, Streptophyta, Magnoliopsida, Malpighiales, Salicaceae. The record is from the annotation of a GenBank genome assembly.